Messenger RNA from Chrysochloris asiatica (Cape golden mole), 1512 nucleotides. It is a transcript of the gene FJX1, whose product is annotated as four jointed box 1 (Drosophila). The record is from RefSeq and is a predicted model, not a curated record. The transcript has a single exon. Gene Ontology annotation, biological process: cell-cell signaling. Bases 199 to 1512 code for a protein of 437 amino acids. NCBI's taxonomy places the organism in Eukaryota, Metazoa, Chordata, Mammalia, Afrosoricida, Chrysochloridae.
AAAUACAAAAGCAGCUGGGAAGCGGCGGCGGGGCGAUUUCCCAGCGCCGGGCUGAGCCCCGCAGCGCUCCGAGGCCGCGAUGGGGAUGAGGCGCUUGAAGCCCCAGAGCCAACAAGCAGCCGGGCCCGCCUCGCCGCCGGGACCCGGGCUCCCGGGCUUGGUUUGAAGCGGCGGCGGUACCGGCACGGCCGUGGGAGCAUGGGCAGGAGGAUGCGGGGCGCUGCCGCCACCGCGGGGCUCUGGCUUCUGGCGCUGGGCUCUCUGCUGGCGCUGUGGGGCGGGCUCCUGCCGCCGCGAACCCUGCUGCCCGCCUCUGGGCCACCCAAAGACCGAUUCCCGCGGCGCCCGGGCCGGAGCGGUGGUCCGGAGCCCGCGCCGCGCUUCCCUCUGCCCCCGCCUUUGCCGUGGGACGCCCGUAGUGGCUCCCUGAAAACUUUCCGGGCGCUGCUCACCCUGGCGGCCGGCGCGGACGGCCCGCCCCGGCGGCCCCCGGACGAGCGCAGGCUGCACGUGUCAGCGGGACGGCUCCGGUCAGCCGAGAUCGCCGUGGUGCACGGGGGCGUCUUUUGGAGCCGCGGUCUGGAGGAACAGGUGCCCCGGGGCUUUUCGGAGGCCCAGGCGGCUGUGUGGUUGGAGGCGGCGCGCAGCGCCCAGGUGGUGGCCCUGGAGCGCGGUGGCUGCGGACGUAGCUCCAACCGGCUGGCCCGCUUCGCCGACGGUACCCGCGCCUGCGUGCGCUAUGGCAUCAACCCUGAACAAAUCCAGGGUGAGGCUCUGUCCUACUACCUGGCGUGCCUACUGGGCCUCCAGCGCCACGUGCCGCCGCUGGCCCUGGCUCGGGUGGAGGCGCGAGUCGCUCAGUGGGCGCAGGUGCAAGAUGAGCUGCGCGCAGCGCACUGGACCGAGGGCAGCGUGGUGAGCCUGACGCGCUGGCUACCCAACCUCACGGACGUCGUAGUGCCCGCGCCUUGGCGUUCCGAGGACGGUAGUCUGCAACCUCUGCGCGCCACCGGGGGCGAACUGACCAACCGCAGCCAAGCGGAGUUGGUGGACUUGGUGCAAUGGACCGACUUGAUCCUUUUCGAUUACCUGACAGCCAACUUCGACCGGCUUGUCAGCAACCUUUUCAGCCUGCAAUGGGACCCGCGCGUCAUGCAGCGCGCCACCAGCAACCUGCACCGCGGCCCUGGCGGGGCUCUGGUCUUUCUGGACAACGAAGCUGGUCUGGUGCACGGCUACCGGGUGGCAGGCAUGUGGGACAAAUACAACGAGCCGCUGUUGCAAUCCGUGUGCGUGUUCCGAGAGCGGACAGCGAGGCGAGUCUUGGAGCUGCACCGUGGCCAGGACGCCACGGCCCGGCUGCUACGCCUCUACCGGCGCCACGAGCCUAGCUUCCCGGAGCUGGCGGCGCUUGCUGACCCCCAUGCUCAGCUGCUGCAACGCCGCCUAGAUUUCCUCGCCAAGCACAUUUUGCACUGUAAAGCCAAGUACGGCCGCCGACUGGGGACUUAG